This is a messenger RNA of Oldenlandia corymbosa var. corymbosa, 2691 nucleotides long. The record is from the annotation of a GenBank genome assembly. NCBI's taxonomy places the organism in Eukaryota, Viridiplantae, Streptophyta, Magnoliopsida, Gentianales, Rubiaceae.
AACUGACAGAAUCACUGAAGAUCGGGGGGGAGUGAUGAGUCAUUGAACUUUCCUAAAAAAAUCAAUUCGAAAGCAAAAACUUAUCAAAUCAAAUGAUGCAAACUCUGGUAAAGCAGCUUAAUCAAUCUGCCAUUCUCUUCCUUCAUCACUCCCCAUCUUCUCUCCACAGAGCUUUCUCCAAUACGUUGCCGUUCCGUCCCGCUCGAGCAUUUUCAGCUAUGGCUUCCUCAACCGAUGAGUUCGUUAAAGGCACUGUUCAUCCCAACGGCCUCGCUGUCAUCACUCUCGAUCGUCCCAAAGCCCUCAACGCCAUGAACCUUGAUAUGGAUAUCAAGUACAAGAGUUUUUUGGAUGAAUGGGAAGAAGACCCCAAAGUUAAGUGUGUACUGGUUGAGAGUAGCUCUGCUCGCGCCUUUUCAGCAGGUAUGGAUAUUAAAGGGGUUGUUGCUGAAAUCAAAAAGGACAAAACCACACCUCUUGUCCAAAAGGUUUUUUUUUUCUUUUUUUUCCUUAUUGAAUGCAGAACUCUUGAUGUGUUAAGUUUUUGAAUGUUUAUUCAAACGUUCGUUUCUAGAUGAUUGUCGAGAGUCCUUGAACGUUUUCGCUUCUUGUGCUUUCUCUGAUGACCUUAAAAAUUAAAUGGUAUUAAUUUUGUUAGCAUGCUGCGGAUUUUAAUAUGGGUGAUUGAUUGUAGAGCUUAGUGCGUAAUUAUAUGUGCAGGUGGAGAUGUCAAGCAGAUUUCAAGAAAAAAACAACAGUCAGAUAUGAUUGAGGUUUUGUGUGGUUCAUCAACCAUAGGCGAUAGCUUUCAACUCCACAUCAACUUUGCUAAAUGAAAUUAUAAAGUGAUUGUAUGCAAAAUGAAAUGGUUCUAGGAUUUCACAUCUAAAAAUGUUUGCUUAGUUACCCCGUGAUAUUAUCUUAGGACCCUUGUUUUGUGUAUAAAGUCUUCAUUAGAACAAAAAAAAUUCCAUCUUAUCGGCCCCUGCAAUUAUAUGAAUCUUAGGAUUUGUUUUGAUAGGUAUAGUAGCCAUAUGCACCUUUUUAUCUGGUGAUAUACCACUGGUAUUUUAGUGAAAUGUUUUCAAAUAGCCAGAUUCUCAUUCCUUUGCUUAGAUAAACCUGAGAUUAAGUAAAAAUAAAUGCUUUCUGGUAUAUUGUCUUUCUGGAACUUGAUGUGUAUCAUUCCAAUAAUGCAACAGGUGUUCACUGCUGAAUAUUCAUUAAUUUGCAAAAUAUUUUCAUACAAAAAGCCGUACAUUUCCUUCAUGGAUGGCAUCACAAUGGGAUUUGGGAUAGGCCUUUCUGGUCAUGGGCGAUACAGGCUUGUUACUGAGAGGACUGUUCUAGCUAUGCCAGAAAAUGGGAUAGGAUUGUUCCCAGAUGUUGGUUUCUCUUAUAUUGCAGCACAAAGCCCAGGAGAAGGCGCUGUCGGGGCUUACCUUGGACUGACAGGAAGUAGAAUAUCAACUCCUGCUGAUGCACUUUUUGUGGGCCUUGGAACCCACUAUGUACAUUCUGGAAAAUUGGGAUCCCUGAAGGAGGAUCUUUUGGGAACCUCCUUCUCCGAGGAUGCACAUGAAGAUAUCAGAGUGAUACUGGCAAAAUACAGCAGCAAUCCUGAGUCAGAGCCCCGUCUUAAGUUGCUUUUACCUCGAAUUAUUUCAACCUUUAGUGGUAGCAAGCCCGUCCAAGAGAUAAUAAAAGAGCUUGAAAAGCAUCAGGAGAGUGGUGAUACUUUAGUGGCAGAUUGGGCCAAGGAUGCUCUGCAAGGCCUCAAAAAGGGUGCUCCCUUCUCUCUCUUCCUCACUCAAAAAUACUUCGCCAAAGUUGCUUCUGCUCAUAAUAACAACGGGAGUGACUUAUCCAGGCUGCCCGGAGUAAUGAAAAUGGAGUAUCGAAUUGCUGUAAGGUCGUCUCUGCGAAACGAUUUUGCUGAAGGUGUUCGUGCAGUCUUAGUGGACAAGGAUCAGAAUCCGAAAUGGAACCCAUCAAGUUUGCAAGAAGUCAACUCCGCUGAGGUGGAAGCUCUUUUUGAACCACUAAGCCCAGAAGUCAGGGAGUUGAGCAUCUAAGUUCUCACUUAAAUGUGCCGCGAAAAAUGAGUUGAGAGUUAAAUGUGACUGCCAGAUUAGAAUGUAGUAGUGGUACUGUAAUCUUUCAUCACUUCUCAGUCACGGUCAGCAUGAAUUUUCAAGGACAUUGUUGUGCGCUGAAUUCUGAUAGUGAACUAUCCAGUUGGAGGAACAUUAUCGUAGUGAUUAGGGGCAUUGAACCCAGUCACUUCAUUGAAAAUAAAUAACCAGUAUCACCAGAAGAGGUUCUGGAGUUGGAAUCGGGAAAUUGUACCGAUCUUUCAAAUUCAGAAUGGACUUUCAUUUCAAUAACCACAGAAACACAAUUCCUUCGACUUCCACUCCCAGUAAAUUUAAAAUGACAAAGUUCAACUUUCUUCUAUUGUGAGAGACUUAUCGGACACAGAGUCAUCUUAUUUAUUAUGAAGUAUAUAAUAAAAAUUUGUGCCUAUAAAUAAGACUGGAAAGAGCAACGCACAAUAAAUUCGUAACAUGAUUAGAGGUCUGAUUUUAUGGAGAUUUAUUUACAACCCAAACUAAGAGGCGAAUUCCAGGAUGUGCCGAUAGCUCAAAUAUCCAAAAGAAUAGCAAUUCAGGAGCAGUCUCCACAUCUCAG